AUGGCUGCUAAGCUGGACCAGUUUCCUGACCAGACAUCCAGCCUGCCACAGCUACGAGAUGGUCAGACCAGCCUGGUGGCUCCCUCUCAGGCUUCCCCAGCCCCUUCUCCCCGUCACAAGGCAGCACAGUGGGCCCAGGAAGUCCGUCAAAGGUUAAAAAGUGGAGAGAGUCUAGAAGAAGAUGUGAAAAAUCUGAAGAAAGAACUGAUUGCUGUCUUCAUCACAGCCCUGCAACAGGACAGUCGAGCUGCCUGGGUUUUCCUGCAUGAGGUGUUGUGUUUACUGGAGCCACUAAAGGAUUCGUUAGACUUUCCAGAAAUAAAACCAGAGAUCGUUCAUUACAUUGAGCGAGUGUUACACCAUGUGGCUCUACACAGGGAGAGGCUGUUUGAUUUACAGAUAUCUGAGUCCCUGUCUAAAGUCUUCCCAAAGGAGGUGAGUAAAGUGAGCCAGUAUGGGUCAAGACCAGCUAACAACUAUAGUGCACCAGUAGUAAAGCUGAGCUGUUUGUCACCCCAAAAGUCCAACCACACACCUCGACAGGCCAUGCUCCUUCCAGACAACACCAACCCUUAUAAUCCUGUACUGCCGUAUAUGAUGACAGACAAUAGUAUUGUGAAGUACAUGAUGACAGACAAUAGUGUUGUGAAGUACAUGAUGACAGACAAUAGUAUUGUGAAGUACAUGAUGACAGACGAUAGUGUUGUGAAGUACAUGAUGACAGACAAUAGUAUUGUGAAGUACAUGAUGACAGACAAUAGUAUUGUGAAGUACAUGAUGACAGACAAUAGUGUUGUGAAGUACAUGAUGACAGACAAUAGUAUUGUGAAGUACAUGAUGACAGACAAUAGUGUUGUGAAGUACAUGAUGACAGACAAUAGUGUUGUGAAGUACAUGAUGACAGACAAUAGUGUUGUGAAGUACAUGAUGACAGACAAUAGUGUUGUGAAGUACAUGAUGACAGACAAUAGUAUUGUGAAGUACAUGAUGACAGACAAUAGUGUUGUGAAGUACAUGAUGACAGACAAUAGUGUUGUGAAGUACAUGAUGACAGACAAUAGUGUUGUGAAGUACAUGAUGACAGACAAUAGUGUUGUGAAGUACAUGAUGACAGACAAUAGUGUUGUGAAGUACAUGAUGACAGACAAUAGUGUUGUGAAGUACAUGAUGACAGACAAUAGUGUUGUGAAGUACAUGAUGACAGACAAUAGUGUUGUGAAGUACAUGAUGACAGACAAUAGUGUUGUGAAGUACAUGAUGACAGACAAUAGUGUUGUGAAGUACAUGAUGACAGACAAUAGUGUUGUGAAGUACAUGAUGACAGACAAUAGUGUUGUGAAGUACAUGAUGACAGACAAUAGUGUUGUGAAGUACAUGAUGACAGACAAUAGUGUUGUGAAGUACAUGAUGACAGACAAUAGUGUUGUGAAGUACAUGAUGACAGACAAUAGUGUUGUGAAGUACAUGAUGACAGACAAUAGUGUUGUGAAGUACAUGAUGACAGACAAUAGUGUUAGAGAAGAUGAGCCCAUGUUACUUACAAAACCUUUGACCAUUGGUGAUCUUAGGAGUUCUAUUGCUGGGGUUGCUAUGGAAAUGGCUGCAAGAGAGUCAAUAUGGAGUCAUCAUUUUGGGACGGUCACCACUGCUCUUGCUACAGAUAUUAUUGACCCACCAGAUGAGACAAAGAAUGAUUUCCAAGUUCCCAAGACAAAUAGACCAACUCCUCGAAGUUCUGUCUCCUCACUGUCAGGGAGUCAAAAAGACAGCAAGACUCCCCGCGUACAGGAGGAGAAAGUGAUUGACAUGACAGGCAGAGAAGCUGUGGAAUAUUUUGCCAAACUUCACCAUAUUGGCAAAAUCCAGUCCAUUUACUUUAACAAGGUGGAGAAUCGUCACUACCGUCCUUAUGACCUGCGUUCUGUUGCCAAAAAUAAGGCUGACCCUGAACACUAUGUGUUUUCCACCUUUGGUGUGCUGCAUGUUUACCCAGAUCAACCAAGUGAGAGCCUCAGUUUGGCUGAGUGGCAGAGAGAGGCUGUUUUAUGGACAGCUGUGUCGUCCAUCCCAUUCUUCAAACAGUUCCUCAUACGGAAAAUGUUCUGCAAAUGGCGUUGCAACAAAAGAUACUUGGACUUCCUACGGCGUCAAGACAACCUGACCGCUAACCUGUUACCAGCUGUUCCAGCAUUCGGUGCAGCGUUACUCCAGGUCUCAAGACUGCUGAAAGAGCUGAUCACUGUCAAGUUUCUGCCAUUUGAUGUUGAUAAAACUUACCAGCUGUCUGAUUUUGAGAAUUACGUGAAUUACAAGAAUAUACAAGCAGAAAAAUUCCUGGAGAAAUUUUUCAGAUACUGUAAGAUGGUGAUGGAUGUAACAGCUGAAGAAUCUUUCAAGAAACUGAAAUACUGUGAGGACCAGGUGAAGAAAAAGACAGUGUUCUCCAAGGACUCGCUUCACAUGCAGAGAGUGAAGAAAGAGAAUAGAGCAGAAAACCUGCGUAAAGCCAGGAGUGAGACAGGGCGCCUGGGUAACUUUGUGAAACUUGUGGACCAGGUGAUUGUGGAGCACAUGUUUAACAUUUGUAAGAACCAAGUCAUCUCUUUUGUGGAUCAAGUCCUGAAGAUCGGCGAUGAGGCACCAAGGGAGGGAUUCUUUAAGGCCAAUCUUAUCAUCACAAAACAAGAUGUUUUGGGAUUAUCUCCACCUCCUGACCGGUUUAUUAAGGUCCUGGCCAGCACCCUGAAGGGCAUUCCAACUGUACUUGCUGCUAAUGCAAUUCCCAUUGAUGGAUCAAUCCCACCAGAUCAGGAUACUGUUGGAGAUGACACGGAAUCAUCUGCUCCAACUAAAUCUGAUGCAGCCAAGUCUGUGGACAAUGUGCGAAUUGCACCUGAGAGAAGAAAAAGUACAGCAAAAAGCUCCCUGAAGCAGGACAGUCACUAUAACCUUGGAGACCGAGACAAAGCCAUGUCAUCCCAGGCCACCCCAGCAGGGGAGACAACUGCAGGAGAGACAACCACAGGGGAGGCAACUGAUGUAGAGUCUCAGGUGGGCAUGUCCAAGUCAGUUCUUGGGGAUGAUGGGGCAAUGUUACCUGACCUCCCUCGACAGGAGACAAUGAACAAAGAAGAAGAUGUGAUGGGGGUUGCGACACCUGAUCUGGUUGUUCGAGACGAUGAAGGUCGAUUAGUGGUGAUGGGAGAGGGAUUCAUGGGUCAGUACGACCCACUGUCACGAGCAAACCUAGAGGACAAACUGGACAAGGAUUUGGAGUACCAGCUGGCCCUUAAGGAACACAGCAGGAUCAUUCGUGCUGGCCUAGAAGAGAUUGACCAAUACUGUGAGCGAGCAGUCUGGAUCCAUCCCAUACAUCACUUCUGCAAAAAAUGGAAUGAUGAAUCUCUGAAAGAGUUCAAAGGAAUGGCUGCCUACACUAUAGAGCAAAGACUGACUGAACUGCGACAAUGGUCUGAAAGAAUAAGGAACUUUGACAAGAGUUUCUCCACAGAGAACAACCUGUUCUACAUAGACUGCAUGGCCAUUCAUGAGGUACUCCUCCCUCGUCUCAAUGACAUCUACCAAGAGGUCGUGACCUUUGUGGCUGAAGAAGCAAAGAUGCUGGCUACCAGUUUCUGUGUGGAGAUGGAGGAAGUCCUACAGAAUAUGAAGGACAAACGAGCAUCGGUGGACGCAUUUGCGAGGUUUGCCAAGAACUUCAACAUUUACAAGAAGAAUGCUCCUCUGUACCAACAACGAAUGGAAUACAUCAAAUCUUUGUUUGAGCUGACUCCAGAGGAAGAGAAGAAUGAAGAGAAUGUCUCUGCUGCAGGUGAGGCAUUCAUGCUCCAAAUGCAAGAUGCAUCAGAGUUUGUAAACACCCAGACGCCGCUGAUGACUAAACUGUUGGAGGAUACAUUCCAGCGUAUGGCUAAGGCAAAGACACUGAAACAGAAGGUGGAGGCGAUGAGAAAUCCCAGCCUCUACAUGAGGCUGGAAAAGCAGGUCCUGGAGCUGUCCGAAAAGGCCACCAACGGGAAGUUCCUGGACACAAACCAGGACUCCACGGCAAUCCUGCAGGAGAUGAGAGGGAUUCGAGACCAGUUCUUUGACGUGUUGUCACGACUGCGACAGGCAAGUCGGUGGCGAGAAGCCAUUUGUGGGGAAGCCUACAACCUUGACUUUUUAGAAGAUCUGACGACAAAGAUGAACGUACGACAGGAAGUGUGGAAGUAUGUUGAGGUCACACGACACUCCAUUGAUGACUGGAAAGCUACGCCUUUCAGGAAGAUGAACAUCAAGAAGGCAUUGGAGAAGCUGUUUGAGUGGCAGUCGGCGGCUGCACAGCUGAAGCCCUACCUGCCGCUUGGAGAUCAGGUGUUAGGGGCGUGGUUCCAUUCCAUGUCAGAAUUCAAGAAAAACUUACCUGUCCUUCACAAACUGGCUAACGAGGCUCUCAAGGAGCGUCACUGGAAGGCCAUUUUUGUUGGGAUGAACGAAACUUAUGAUGGAAUGAAGCAGUACACUGUAGCUGACCUUCUAGCAUAUGACCUUGAGGAACAUGCACAGCUCAUUCAUAAUAUCUACCUCGGAGCCAUAGAGGAGUUUGAUCUCGAGGUGAAAAUCAUGCAGAUCAGCAAGAUGUGGGAGGAGAGAGAAUUUAAACUGGCUAAACACAUUCCUGACAGUGUCAUCAGUAGUAAAGACAUAAUUAAGAAACCAAGCAGCCCUCGACGCCGCACAAAACUGGAGAAAUAUCGCCAGGAGCGUGCUGCAGCACAAGUAGGCGAACCUCAGGGCCUCAAUGUACGAGAUGAUGAUUUCUUUAUUCUCAUUGAAGUGGAUGACCUCAAGUACCAAUUACAGCAUUCCCGUAUCUCUAUAAAUUCAAUGAUGCAAUCACCAUACCUAGGCGACAUGAGUCUUCUGGUGGAGUAUUGGCAUACAGCAUUAAAACAGGUGGAGGAAAUCACAGACCUGUGGUACACCUGUCAGAAAAAGUGGCUUUACCUCCUGAAGAUCUUUGAGAGGUCAGAGCUGUACAAGAAGUUUCAGGCCCACAGUCAUAAGUUUGAGACAAUUCAUGGAAAAUUUAAGGACUGGAUGCGAGUAGUGUCAAAUGAUUCUAAGAUUCUGACAGUGGUGCACAGGAAGAGGGGAGAGAAAGGGUACCGUCUGUUACAGGGAGACAACCUAAGGGCUCUGUUCCUAAAUCUCAUCGAAAGUCAGGAGGAAAUCCUCAAACACCUGGAGGGAGUCUUGGAAACAUCGAGGAUGGAAUUUCCUCGUCUUUACUUCCUCAGUAACGAUGAGCUCAUUGACUUACUUGGAAUAUCAAGGAAUCCAAGGUUAAUGCUACCAACUGCCAAGAAAUGUUUCCCAGGAGUGGAGUCACUGACUUUUGAUCUUCCACCAGGAACCUCUAGUAUUAGUACAGAGCUGGACUUUGCCCUCAAUGCGGACAAGUUGGAGGUGACUACCAUGCAUGGAGCCCUUGGGGAGGAAGUGCCACUCUAUACCAGAGUACAAGCAUUCCCGAAGGCCACACGCUGGUUCAAAAGUAUGGAGGCCAUCAUGAAAAACACCAUGGCACUCAUGCUGCAAAAGUGUAUACAGGCACGCAUGGAUGAAGGUUCCCGACAGCCAAUUCACCUGCUGGAGGAGAUCUCGCGUCUGACAACAGAGCGAAGAGGCUCCGAGGAGGAGAGGAUCACAGGAGACAUCAAACUUACAUUCCGACAUUGGCUGCUACGUUUCCCAGCCCAGUGCGUCUUAGUGGCAGAGGCCGUCAUGUGGGCACGUGCUGUCAACCGUGCACUAGAAAAUGGGGAGGCUGAUGAAUUACAUAGCCUUAAGUCCAGUAUAAACUCCAAGUAUGAUCAGUAUGUAGAACUGAUACGAGAGAGUUACUCCUUCAAUGGAUCAUUACCAGCUUGUACCAAGCAAAGACUGCAUCGCUUGCUGUGUAACCUUGUCACCCAGACCAUCCAUCAACGUGACGUUCUGGAAUGUGUGUUGUCAUCAGGUUUGGUAGGGACUGGGAACUUUGAAUGGCUGAGAGAGAUGCACUACCACAUUGAUAUACAAACCGUACUGCGUGCAAAGAGGGAGGAGCUAGAGAUACAGCCAGCACCUCCCACCAACCAGACACCUGUCAGUCAACGCAAGGCUGGGCGAGGAAGACGGACUUCUAAAGCUCUGGCUACUAAGGUCCGCGUGGAAACCACUAUUGAGGAACCACCCAAGUUGACACGGACUAAGACAGUGGUGUCAACAGACUAUCAGUUUGGUCUGUGUUGCGUACAGCAGCUUGGGAAUACAUUCCAGUAUGACUACGAGUACCAGGGACCAGUGAGCCGUCUUGUUCUCACUCCUCUCACACACCGUGCGUUCAUCUCUCUCACACAGUCGCUCCGUAACUACCAUGCGGGCACACUUGUCGGACCACCAGGUACCGGAAAGUCUGAAACCAUCAAGGAACUCGCCAAGAUAUUUGGGUGUGCCAUGUAUACUGUCAAUUGUAACGAGGAAAUGACAGUUGAAAUCAUCAUACAGAUUAUGUUGGGCACUGUCCAGUCUGGCUGCUGGACAUUAUUUGAUGACACUGACCGUCUCACACAAGGACUAAUGUCCGUGGCAGCCCAGCACCUUGACUACCUUAGGACUGCACUCCGUACUCUUCAGCUAUCCAGUGAAAACCAGUACAUGAUCAGGGGUCAGGCCCGCCAAGACAAAUUAUUUUCCAAAAAAACUGGUGUUGGAGACAAGGUGGUCAGACGUAACUCCUUGACCACUCUCCAUCCUCUACCAUCAAACAUAGGCACAGCUGGUAUUGAGCGACAAAACACUGUGCCACAUGGAUUCAAUGAGAAAGGAUUAGUUACCUACUUUGAGGAUACUUGGAUAGCAGAGAAGGACUUGCGACGGCGCCGUCACUCAAUAGAAAAGGAAAUUGAUAUUAAGGAGUCAGAUCUUUACAAGUCGAAUCGUCCGCCACCCCUGUUCUAUGAAUAUGUGCGAUCACGCAUCAAGAACACAAAACCAACUGCUGAUGAUUACAGCAGGCUCAACUCUGAGAGAGUUUACACACAUCGUUACCUUGGUAACAUCAUGUUCAAUGGAAAGCUUGUUCAUGCUAGUGCUAAUUUUGGAUGCUUCAUGACACUUAACACACAGCGGUCUAUUGCUGCAGACAUGCCAGAGGUGUACAGAUUGCUGAUGAGGCCUUGUGCCAUGAUCAUCCCAGACAAACAGCAGAUUGCUGAGGUGCUCUUGUGUAAUCAUGGAUUUAAGGAGACAAAGCAUUGGGCAAGGAAACUUGACCAGCUCCUUAGGAUGUUGAAAAUACAGCUACCAAGGAAGAACCACUACCAUUUUGGGGUGAAGGAUUUGAAAACCAUCCUCAUAUCUGCGUCCAAUGCUCUACAUAACACAGCAUUCUGUCGUCACUUCACAGCAAUCUCAGAACCAAACUCUCCAAGAUCAGGAUCCAGCAGCACUCCUACGUCACCAAAAAGUCCUCAACCACAGUCACCACGGAGUCCUGACAUCUCUAGCCCAUCACCGCGGGAGAAACCACAACCCAUCCCCCAGACCGCAUCAGAACGUAGAAAUCUGGAGGAACAUUGUCUGGUACAUGCACUGCGGAACAUCUUGUUGCCAGCCUUAGAGACGGAUGAAGAUAGAGACAUAUUUACCAGUAAUCUCCGUAACGUGUUCCCAGCAAGUUCUAACAACAUGGACACUACAACCUCUUUCAAUACAUUAAUGAAGAGGACUGUCCAGGAUCAACUGAAGGAAGACAGCCUAGCUGAAUCUGAACCACUUCUUCACAAGGUAAGUCACACUGCCUUACUUAUGUUAGACAGCCUGACAGAUUCUGAACCACUUCUUCACAAGAUCCUACAGUUAAACACAGCCCUCCAGAUGAAGAAGAGUGUGAUUCUGUGUGGACCAGCAGGCAGUGGGAAGACAACCUGUUGUACAACGCUGGGCAGAGCCUACAACAGACUCAACUAUCUGUUAUUUGCCCCGGAUCACUCCAAGGAUGAACUCAACACUGACUUUGUCAUCCAUGGCAAGCAGAAAAAGAAACUACGGGAGGAGGACCCUGGGGAACUGGCAGACAAUAUUUUUUUAAUUGUGGAAGAGAUGGAGAAACAAAUUCCAGAAAAGAAGGCCACCAAGAAACUACGUAGAAUGUCGAGACUUCUCGGAAAAGUUUCCGAUGCCAUGCAGGAGCUGCAGGCAUCACGUCCGAAGGAUUUUGCUGAACAUCCCAAAGUAGACAUCAUACGUUUGUCUCCUACAGCCCUCCCACCCAGCCAGCUACUUGGUUGCUAUAAAGAAGGGAUGUGGUGUGGAGGAUUAUUCCCUAAAUUACUACAAGAUAGCAGUUUCCUUUCGGAUGCUGUCAAGUCAUACAUCACCUCUCUCAAGGACCGCAAGAACAAAGGUCAGCAUGAGGUCCCAUCUGUCUUACUUCGCUGGCUCGUAUUGGAUGGCGUGAUGCACCCAACCUGGGCUGAUAGUCUCAACACACUGUUUGAUGAGGAGAAGAAGCUGUCAACACCCAACAGUGGAGGCAUCCACCUUCAAGACACUACAGCACUGAUGUUUGAGACAAGUGACCUAACAGAAGCAUCACCUGCGACGGUCACCCGCUGUUCCAUUCUACACUUCAGUCAGGACACUGUCCAGUGGAAAUCUUUGUUUGACCGCUGGUUGAAGACAGCAAAAAGUCGUUGGGUGAUCACUUCCACAGUGAUGAAGGUAUGGGAGGACUUGGUGCGAGAUGUGUUUGGUCCCACGCUCCGUUUCCUACGCCAGGAGUGCUGCCCAGCCCUACUCACGGAUGUUGGCCACACUGCUGCCCAGGCUAACCAGGUGGCACCAGGUAUCCAGGAAGUCAGCACUUUCCUCCGCUACAUGACUGCCUUAUUGGAUAAGGGCUUCCUCCGCGAGGAGUUGGAGCAGCGAGAGAUACAAGCAGAGAUGGACGAUGCAGGGAAGAAGUCUCCAACCAGCAGUAUUAUGACUUCUCAACACACUGCCAGCCGUUUGACAGGGAGCUCACACAUUGAACAACUCAUUCCUAACUAUCUUGAGAUACUUAAAGGUGUAUUUGCCUUUUCGUACGUCUGGGGAUUUGGCGGUCACAUCCACGAAAGGUUUAAAGACAAGUUUAGCAAGUUUUCCCACGAUGCUCUGUAUCGAACUUCACACCCGGUGCGGAUCCCUAUGAUGGGAUCUGUGUAUGACUAUUGUUUAGAUGAGACGACAGGAACUUUCAUUCGCUGGAGUGAUAAACAGCAGGAGCGCACAAAGAUCAUGGCUGGAGGCUUUACCUUAACAACAGAGGUGGAGAAGUACACUUACCACAUAGACCUUUUACUGGGUGCCUGUCAUCCGGUCCUCCUUGCAGGCAAUCCAGGUGUAGGCAAAACUACCCUCAUACAGAACAUGAUCCUGCCGAAGCACAGCUCCACCAGCAUCAUUAUGUCACGCAGUAUGUCCUCCGAGCUUUUCCAACACACCAUGGUAGCUCAGAUCCUAGAGCUCAAACACAAAACAUCAAAUGUAUUAACCGGACCUGGUGGGACCAGUUCUCCACCCAAGUCUCAACAGUACCACCUCUUCUUUGUUGAUGAUCUCAGUCAUGCUCAGUGCUAUGAAAGCUAUCAGCCUCCACUAGAGCUACUCAAGCAGGUGUUAUCAGAGGGAGGUACAUACGACCAACAACGUCAGGAGUUUCAAGGCAUGGAAGAGGCACUUUUCCUGACAGCAACCACCCUUCCCAGUGUACCAGGUUCAGGGAUGGGUAGAUCAUGUCAUGUGAUGUCGUCACGCCUGACACGACUGUUUGUGACGCUGACUCUGUUUACCCCAGCUCUAGAUGGCCUGCUCAGUAUGUAUGGUCGCAGUCUACAGAACUGGCUGGAGGAAUUCCCCACCUACUCUGUGGAACACCACUUUGAGUUUGCUCGGGCAAUGACCCUUGCCCUUCUGGAGAUGUACCACCGUAUUAAGGAGAAAUUCCGCGCCACACCAGCUAAUGCCCACUACAUCUUCACACUUCAUGACAUUUCUCGUGUUGUCCACGGAAUCCUUCUCAUGUCUCCGAGGUCAAGGACACGUAAGAUGAUGAGACGGAAAAAGGAUGGCCAUAACGAUUCCCGUGGUAGCCGUAGUAACCAGGUGUCUCGCCAGACUUCCUGGGAAUCACGCUCACGCUCAGUCAGCAUGGCCAGUGGUGCUCAGCCACAGGAGACAGCUGCUCCCAUGAUGAAGGUCAUUGCUCAGCUGUGGUGUCACGAGUGCACAAGGACAUUUGCUGACCGUCUAGUCACAGAAGAUGAUUCUAACUGGUUUUCACGUAUAAUUGAAGACACUGUGAUGAAAUACUUUUGUAUGGCCCGGGAUGAUCCUAAGACUGAAAUGGCUGCCAUCUCUGAGGAGACAGUCUCUCAGACGGGUCGGGUUACACCACAGACAACAUCUCCCCUCCCUGUAUCACCAGUUGAGGAUGAGGAGGAGGAAGAAGAGACAAGAGAGGUCAGACUAGAAAAUCUACCAAAGUUGGAGAAAGUGAAGGAAGAUGAGGAGGAGGAGGAAGAGGAUGUGAAAUCUCAGUCACAGACACUGACAUUCUCUGUGUCACAGUCCCAAACUCAGAGUGACGAUCUCGCCAACACGACCCCUGUCACAAACAAAACAGAUGGCGCUGAAACUAUGGCAUCUGUUCGUACUGAACCACGUGGAGAGAGCGAGUCGGAGGACUACGAAACAGAAUGUUCUGAGGAAACGGAGGAAAGCAGUGAUACAGAAACUACAGAGACAGAAACAGAUACUUAUGAUACUCCCAGAGAUGUUGACCCUAAAAACCUGUCUCAAGGAGUGUCCACUCGCCGCAGCAGUCGGGAAUCGUCAGGCAUGACAGACUCCAGCACACGUAGCACAGAUACUAGUGUUGGUCGGGAAACACCAAGACUUAUCCACAAAGCCUCAUCUGAAUCUGGUCGCUCCAGUAGAGGGAGCCAGGGUAACACAGUUGGGGGAAAGGUCUCCACCACACCAAGUCUGAAAACACAGGGUAGAUCUGGCCAUGGCAGUCUAAAGAUGAAAACAGUGACAUUUAAAGCAGGUCUGCUGGCGGACUGGGAACAUGAGGCUUACUUUGGCCCCCUGCUAUGUAUGGAAGAGAUCAAGGCACCAACAGACUCUCUGACAGACUUCAUCUUCUCCAAGUUUUUCCUGACGACCCACACUGAGACUCAGGGUAUCCAGGUGGAGAAGGGCUAUGUGGAUUGCCAGGAAGAGAUGCUCGGAGAAGCCCUCAACACAUGUCUAAAUGUAUACAACGCCGGCACGUCACAACGACUGGAACUUGUGUUUUUCAGUGAGGCCCUACGACAUGCGGCUAGGCUGAGCCGUGUACUGGCCAUCCCAGGAGGUCAUGCUCUGCUGCUGGGAAUGACAUACUCCACUGGGCGAGCAACUCUGGUCCGUUUAGCAUCCUAUAUAGCACAUUGUAAGAAAGCCCCCAGUAGCUGCUGCAGACGUAAAUGUCGCGGGUUGUUUGAGCCUAAACCACAGACGGAUGUCAGUAGGAACCACCAGAUUGUACGGGAACACAUCAAACGAGCUUGUCACCACACCGGCAUUCUGGGUAAACCCACAGUGCUGCUCAUUCAUGAAGACUUAGGAAUGGAGUGUCUUGCAGACAUCUGCUGUCUCAUGGCUGAAGGCACCAGUCCAGGUCUGUACACCGAAGACGAGGUCCAGGCCAUUGUGUCACAGAUGAUGCCAGGCGGAGUACAGACUAAACGUGUAGACAAGAUAGAACAGGCCUUUGAACGAUACUUAAAAAAGAUCAAACAAAAUCUUCACAUCAUAGUGUGUCUGAACUAUAGAGGUAACAGUUACUCCAGUGACAUACGAAACCUCCAUGACAAGCUAAACCUUUACCCUAACUUGCUUAAGUACGCCAGCUCUGUGGACAUGUUCCAUCCGUGGACCUACGAGGCAUAUGUCAGGAUUGCUGAGGUCUGGCUUCAAGAUCAAAGGUCAAAGAUUUCUAUCCCAUGGCACCCGACCCGGAUGCUGGAGCAGAUGGCAAUGACCAGCAAGGCCAUGGCCUACAUGCAUCUCUCGGCCAAGAACAUUAUAGAGCGUCAGUUCUGCCACCAGAGGGAGCCACUCAGAUUCUAUUCACCUUUGACCUUCAUGGAGUUUGUACAUUUGUUCAGGGUCAUAUCUGCUUUUAUUGUGAAAAAGGAACGGGAGAACAUAGGAAAGCAUGAACAGGCUUUAUCGAAGGUGAAUGAGGCAUUUGGAAGCAUCAACCAGUUCAAGAGGCAGGUGUCAGCCCUGACACCUCAACACAAGGCAGCCAUGGACGAGAUCAAGGAGCUUGUGGAGCAGGUCGAGGAACACAGAGAGCAGUAUAUUGAGUCUCUUGACAAGUGUAAGGCUCAGGAACAGAAGAUAGAGGAAUUACAGACACCUUUGGAAGAUCUACGACGGGAGGCACAGACAGAGUUUGACAAGGUGAACCCUAACUACCAGGCAGCUCUCUCAGCCCUAAGUGUACUACACAAGAGGGAUCUGGAGGAAGUGCGGUCCUACAGAGACCCCCCACAAAUUGUCCAGUUUGUUAUGAAGGCUUUGUGCCUACUCUUCAAUGUCCCUCAGGACUGGGAGAAUGCCAAGCUUCUUCUGAUAAAGGAGAAUGUUGUGGAGGACAUGAUGUUCUACGAUAAAGACAACAUACCCAAUGAUAUCUUCUAUCAACUUGGCGAGAUCAUCCAGCAUCCACUAUUCCAACCGGACCUCCUCAUGCGUGUCAGUUGUGCAGCAGCUGGUGUGUGUGGUUGGGUCCAUGCAGUGUACAAGUAUGCACAUAUUCACCGCAACAUGCAGCCACGACUUAAGAACCUUCUGGAGCAUGAGGAAAAAUUCACUCAGGCUCAAGCCAAAUUAGGACAGAUGAGAGUGGAAGCUAACCGCAUCAAAAGCUCACUCGAGACCAAAAUUGUAGACCACAAGGCGGCUGUCAAAAGGGCUAAAACCAUAGAGAAACACAUGCAGAGUAUAGAGAAGAUGAUCGCCCGUGCAUGUAACCUGAUGGAGAAUAUGUCCAUGCAGCACUACCUAUGGAAGUCAGAACUCAAGAAAGCUAAGACACAUGUAUUGACUGCUCCUGGUGAUGCCCUUGUGACUGCAGCAGCCGUGUUGUACCAUGGUCCACUAGAGGAUAAAUUCCGGGCUGACCUGCUUCAUGACUGGCUUGACCGCUGUCGUCAGGGUAAUUUCACCCUGAACCAACAUGUAGGACAGGAGCGGUACCCACUCAGUAGUAUCUUGGAAGGCCUGGAACAGAAGGAUGCACCAAGUGACAGUUCCCAGGCAGGUGAUUCAAGCAUUGACAGUGAUAGUGCAACUUCUAUACCAAGUCUGCCGGAAAUUCGUAUUUACCGAUAUCCUCCAACUGUGUAUGACACCCGUAAAUACUACAAGUCUGAGCUAAAGAAGCGGGGCAGCAUUGAGUAUGAUGGUACUCUCAACACUGAGGGUGAGGGAGAAGACUCUGAUGAUGAAGAUGACCAGAGUAUUCUCCUAAACAGGACCGGUUACAUUCUCCAAGAGAUUCUGUCAGACUUUGAUGAGUUGAGUAAGUGGCGCCUCGACAACCUGCCCACUGAUCUACACUCCAUACAAAAUGCUCUACUUAUGCGGGUGAGCUGUCACAACCGUAAGCACUGCUGGCCACUUCUUAUAGACCCAGACAACCAGGCGCAAAUGUGGGUACGCACUCUACAAACAAGUCGCAACAUCUUCUCAGAAAAGGACCUCAGGGCAAGUACACCAGAUGAUGUGGAUGGUAUCCCACUUGAGUCAAGUAGAGACAAAGAGAGUACAUCUGACCCACUUCCCCCAAGUCGUGGCACAAUACUCACAUUCUCAGAUAUGUACUCAGAGGGCCAGACAACUGAUGGCCACAACACAACUGAUGGUCACACAACAGACCGCACAGCGUACACUUCGACCAGUGCGGCCACCAUGACAACCGACUACACAAAGAGCGGAGGACGUCACUCACGACAGACCUGGAACAGUGAGGACCUAAGACCUGUCACCUCAGUAACCAACAGUUGGGAGACUAAUAGUUUACGUGCCGACCAAAAUGUAGACCAUCCUGAACAUAAUCUAUGGAUCGUAGAGGCGGAUGACCCCAGUCUGGACAGCAAACUUAUCAAUGCUAUAGUGCACGGUAUCACAGUGCUAGUAACACACCUAGAGAGAAAGCCUCUGGAUCCAUUGUUCCGCGGACUGCUACUGAAGCAGUUCUUUGUAGAUAAAGAAGGACACAAGAUCAUCAAAGUGGGCAGCUACGAGUUCCGUUACCACCCUAACUUCUGUCUCUACCUCAGUACCUCUUUACCGCUGUUCCUUAAAGGUGACGGUCUUUACAGUGUCCCAAUACACAGGAUGUGUAUCAUCAAUCUAGCAAUGAGUGACGAGGCCAUCAUCAACUUGCUGCUCAUCCAGACAAUGAAGAUUGAACGCAAAGAAUUUGAGGGACAGAAACGCUCCAACGAGAAUGACAUAAUUCUACAUCGCCAAAGACUUUUCCAGGAACACGAGCUGAUUCGUGAAAAGACUCUGAACCUCGAUGUACCAAUCCUGGAGGACAAGACAAUGCUGGAGUCGCUAGUUGCCUGUCAGAAAGAGGUUGAACGAAACCGCCUCAUCCUGGAAGAGACUCGCUACAUGGGCGAGAACUUGGAGGAGAAGUUUGCCAACUACAUGGGAAUGAUCAUGAACUCGGCUGUAGUAUAUAACACCAUCAAACGAAUGACUGUCCUUCAUCAUCACUACUACCUCCCCCUGUAUAAAUUCAUGGAUAUCUUCACAAGUGUGCUCAAGAUAUGUUACCGUGGCAAGGGCAGCAUUGGUGCCCCUGAGGCGAGGGCUCAGGAGCUGUCUGAUGCCAUGUCCUCAGCCAUCUACAAACAGGUUGCCCUCAUGAUGUUUGAACAGCACUUUGCCCUCUUCCAACUCCUUGUUGCCAUGGAAAGCAUGCGACUUACACGAAAAACUUCGACAAAAGAAUUAAGUCUUUUUAUCAAUGGCUUUGAGAAAACAGGAUUGGACGAGUCGGUACUCCUGGAGAAUAAACCCCAGUGGAUGAGUAAUCAGGCCUGGGUGGACUGCCUGGUGAUGGAACAGCUCCACCAUCCUUUCCAUGGACUCAGACGAUCACUCCAACAAACCAGCAUCCAGUGGCAGGAAUAUUUCCAACACCCAGUGGCCCUGAUGAAUCCGGUUCCUGGCUCUUCCUUACAAGAUCUCACCGUGUUCCAGAAGUGUAUUCUCUGGAAGAUCAUUUGUCCACAUAGGCUCGCUGAGAUUGCUUGUGCCUUAACCCUUUAUGAACUUGGCAGUCUUCGGAAGGUCCCAGUCCACUACAAUAUCCGUGAGGUAUAUAACUACGUUGACAACACCACUCCAGCCAUCCUUGUUCUGCCAAACUCUCAGAAUGAAUCUCCGAUAUCUGAGGGGACCAAAGGUAACACUUAUGUCACUCCUGCGCACGAGAUCAAACGACUUGCGAAGGAGGUUGGCAUGGAUGGUAAGGUGAAGGUCAUGAACUUUGGGGUGAAAGGUCAGACGUCAGAAGCUCGCCAUGCCCUUGAGGAGUGUAUACAGAAUGGUUAUUGGCUUCUGCUACAGAACUACCACCUAUCGGAGGAACCUGCUCGCCCCUUCUUUGCCCUCCUAAAGGACAUUGUGUACAGUAAGUGGGUACAACAUGAGCGCAGGAGACAACACUCAGAAGUGGCAGAUAACACUGCUAACCUCGUUGUUUAUGCCAAACCCACCAUCAACCCGGAUAACGACUUGGUCAUUCACGACACAUUCCGCCUCUGGAUCACAACCAAAGCUGAUGCAGGACGACAGAUCCCAGGAGUCUUGGUUCAGCAUGGGUUCAAGGUCACUUGUGAGCAAACUGGAAACUUCAAGGCUACCCUCCAGAAAUCAUACCGCUCCACUGCUUUCCUCAUGACAGACUUCCUUGCACACAAUCCAAAGAUGAACAAGUGUAGCUAUAUCAUGCCUCUUGCACUUCUGCAUUCCGUGCUACUACAGCAGACUUUUUAUGGACGGAAUGCAUUCCGUGGAGAAAACUUGUGGACACUGACUGACCUUGCCUUGGCAGUGGAUGUGUUCAAGAAAGUAAUGAAAAUCAGUCAUAGUCCAGAAGGAGUGAAGGAACUCAUUUCCAAAGUGUAUAUGGACCACUGCACAGACGAGACUGACGCUAAGGUGGUCAGUACCUUGGUCAGCUCUCUGGCGGAGUAUGCAAUCAAUCCCGAUAGAACGCCUCCUCGAGAAAAGUCCAACAUUGCAAUCCUUUUGGAAAAAUUACUCCAUUCCAAAGACAACUUCCAACUGCGAAAAGCUGUGGACUCUCUGGAGGAGCUCUCUGCUAAAUGUUAUGGAUUACCAGAGUCGGCAGAUACUAACAUUACAUCUGUCACCAGCAGGGUAUUAGUGAAGAACCUGAUCCAAGUGACUGGAGCUCCAGAACUCUUCCAGAAGGUGACCACAAGCACACCCCCAAUGGGUUGGUAUGCAGAGGCAGUGUUCCCUCAGCUUGUGGCUUGUCUCCAGGCUUGCCCCACACUACCCGACACUAACAGGAACCAGGUGUUGCCGUUAGACACUUUCCUCCAUGGAGAGGUGGAGUGUUAUCGUAGCCUGCUAGCCACUGUCCAGGCUGAGCUUGCCCUACUCCAGCGUCGCGCCCGAGGGGAGAUCCUCCUCAGUAAGCCCUUCCAGGAUGUUAUCUCGGCGCUAAGUAGUGACCGUGUUCCGAAAAGCUGGUUAGCACAGACAUUUCCAUCAGCAUCAACUCUUACAGAAUGGAUAAGCUGCCUGCCAACCAAAAUCGAGACACUUCUAUCUUACUUCAAACAAUCACCUCACAUCCCAACCUACAACUUGUCAGUCUUCAUGCGACCAGACCGCUUCCUUGAAGCUAUUAAACAUACACAUGCUCGCAAAAACUUCAAAGAUGUCGACUCCAUCGUGUUUGAUGUCCAGGUGAUGCCUGAGGGGAUGAAUCCAUCAACAGCUCCACGAGAUGGUAUAUUUCUGACUGGUUUAACAUUGUACAAUGCUUUGUGGGACACAUCACGGGGCACACUGAUGUCUAAUAACACCGACUCUCAACCAUGGCAGGAGAUGCCUGUACUCUGGCUAAAGCCCUCGGACACUGGGUCCAGUCUGGGUCAGAAAUAUCAUGUGUAUCCAUGUCCUGUGUACUGUACCAAGGACUCUAGUCAGCUGGGAGACCCAAAUCUUGUCACCCACCUACCCCUUCCCACACUUGACCAUCCCAAUGCCUGGCACCAAUCUCGUGUUUUCCUUGUCAGUGAGAUAUGACCAGUUAGCGAAGGCUUCGUCACAUUCAGAAACAUUCAAAGAAAUUUGUGUAAGAAAUACACGGGUGUCAGAAUCCAUAAUGUACUUGCUACGGUAAUGCAGGCAUACUUUGGUAUAAUAAAAAAAGACUUCUGGUUAUGUAUGACAUUCCAUUUCCUGCGAGUAACAACAGGAUUCAAUAUAACCAGAAAAAUACUAAUGUGAAUUCAAAUCACAUACAUAAGCAAAACUACUGAGGAAAAAUAGAGCUGUUCAAAUAUUUCUCAAGAGACUGUGAUAUACAUAUAAUUGUUUUUAUAUUUUUUAAAAAUUUAUGUAUAUAUAUUCUGUAUGUAUAUAAGUAUACAUAGCUGUAAAUACAGAAUUUUAUUUAAGUUGCUUUGUUUAUGAAACUCCACAUUCUAAUCACUAUUGUUUAUUUAUAUAGUGGGAAAUCUUAUAUCCGUCACUACUGAGCAUGCAUUUGUUUGUGAGUGAAUCCAUCCAUAUGUAUUUUUAGCACUGUAAUAUAUUAUAUCACAGAUCAAGACCUGAGAUAACAUGAACAAUAGAGACGGUGAUUCUCCAAGAGUGAUUAUUGUGUAUAUAAUUCCUUCCUCUGUUAAAUUGUCUAAGUAGUCGAGUUAAUCUGUCGUUGUCUUGACAAUAUUACUGCUGUAAUGGGCUUGUCCGUCCAUUACGAGGAAAUAAACAUAACUGCUGUGGUAAAACUGCUGUCCGUCCAUUGUUAGGAAAUAACAUAACUGCUGAUGUCAGCUCCUGUCCGUCCAUUUUGAGGAAAUAGUAUUAUUGCUGUGGAAAAACUGCUGUCCUACCAUUGUGAGGAAAUAACAACUGCUGUGGUAAAACUGCUCUGUCCAUUGUGAGGAAAUAACCUAACUGCCGACGUCAGCUCCUAUCCAUCAUUGGAGGAAAAAACAUUUCUGCUAAAGUUGGCUUGUCUGUCCAUUGUGAGGAAAUAAAAUUACUGCUAAAUCAGCUUGUCUCUAUACAUUGUGAGAAAAAUCAUUUUGGUCAAUGUGCAGUUUGCAGUGUUGUAUAAGAUAUUGGGGUCUUAAAGUUGGAAGGAAUUAUCUGAUGUUGUACAUUCAGACCAAUACUUUCCCUAUUUGCCAAUGGUAAAAAUGUAUCAACAAGUUACCAGAAUUAAUGUAAUCUACAAUAUAUAUGCAUCCUCUACAAUAAUUUUCCAAUAUCAUGCAGUAUUAUCUUGUUUUUUAAUGAAACGUGAUAGAUUUACAUAAUAUAUUUAUUUUAAGUGCUUCUUUGGGUUAGGUAUUUUAUGUGCCAAAAACCUGUUAAGUUACAUGUGCAACAUUUGCCUGUAUGGCUGGUGUGUAAACUGUUGCAUGUGACCCUAAAGACCACAAUAAAUUUGAAUAUCAUU
Molecule: messenger RNA, 18838 nt
Organism: Ylistrum balloti
Lineage: Eukaryota; Metazoa; Mollusca; Bivalvia; Pectinida; Pectinidae
Product: dynein heavy chain domain-containing protein 1-like
Exons: 97
Coding region: 1-17451 (5816 amino acids)
Biological process (GO): microtubule-based movement
Cellular component (GO): dynein complex
Molecular function (GO): ATP binding; dynein intermediate chain binding; dynein light intermediate chain binding
Source: RefSeq, a predicted model, not a curated record